Scomber japonicus (chub mackerel) is the source of this 1605-nucleotide messenger RNA. RefSeq names its product chondroitin sulfate N-acetylgalactosaminyltransferase 1-like. NCBI's taxonomy places the organism in Eukaryota, Metazoa, Chordata, Actinopteri, Scombriformes, Scombridae. The coding region runs from base 1 to 1605 and encodes 534 amino acids. The record is from RefSeq and is a predicted model, not a curated record. Gene Ontology annotation, molecular function: glucuronosyl-N-acetylgalactosaminyl-proteoglycan 4-beta-N-acetylgalactosaminyltransferase activity. The transcript is spliced from 9 exons. Gene Ontology annotation, cellular component: Golgi cisterna membrane.
AUGUCUAAACGGUGGCUGCUAGCCCUGAUGGCCCGUGUUGGCCUUAUUGUGCUGGGCCUGUGCUGCUGCCUGUCUCUGUUCUACCUGCUAGGCUGUAAGCCUGCAUCACGCAGCAGCCAGCAGUCCCCUCUGUGGUCUGGAGGGGCCACAACAAAGGAGGGAUACAUGGCAUUGUUGCAGGAGAGGGAGGACUCUCACAGACAUUACAUCAACAGCCUGACAAAGCAGAUAGCCCAGCUGAAGGAGGCCCUCCAGGAGAGGACACAGCAGCUACAGGAGUCGCUGGAUAAAGCGAAAACAAAAGGGAUUCUGCCUCUGGGUCUGGAGAGUCUGCAUAAAGCCCCGACACAGUCUGACCUGAAGGAGUUCUUCCGCUCCCAGCUGAACCAGGCAGAGGUUAACUCAGGUGUGAAUCUGGCCAGUGAAUAUGAAGUGAUACCUUUUGACACUUUCAACCUGCGGAGGGUGUACCAGCUGGAGACAGGGCUGACCAGGCACCCGGAGGAGAGGCCUGUGAGGAAAGACCGCAGGGAUGAGCUGAUAGGCACUGUGGAAACAGCUCUGCAUGUCCUCAAUGGACCUCAGCAACACAUAGACAACACCAGGCGGAAGCACACGUACUCUCCUUCAGACUUCAUAGAGGGACUGACUCGUACACAAAGGGGCAAAGGAACCAUUUACGACCUUAUGUUUAAAGGCGACAACCUUCAGGACUUCACACAGCUGGUGUUAUUCAGGCCUUUCGGUCCCGUGAUGAAGGUGAAGAGUGAGAGGAUUGACACACAGAGCACAGUCAUCAACAUCAUCGUUCCUCUUUCCAAGAGGGCCGACACAUUCAGGCAGUUCAUCAGCAACUUCAGAGAAGUGUGUAUCAAGCAGGAUGGCAGGGUCCAUCUCACUGUGGUCUACUUUGGUCGUGAUCAGAUUGACCAGGUGAAAGCCACACUGGACCAGACCACCAGGGAGACUCGGUUCAGGAGUUUCACAUUGAUCCAGCUGAAUGAGGAGUUUUCUCGUGGGCGGGGCUUGGAGGUGGGCACCAGGGCCUGGAGACGGACCCAGAAUGUCCUGCUCUUCUUCUGUGAUGUUGAUAUCCACUUCACCGCUGACUUCCUUACUUCCUGUCGCCUCAAUGCAGAACCUGGUAAGAAAGUGUACUAUCCAGUGCUCUUCAGCCAGUACAACCCAUCUAUCAUCUACAACAAUCAGACUCUUCUACCCUCUGUCCAACAACAACUGGUGAUAAGGAAGGAAACCGGUUUCUGGAGAGACUUUGGGUUUGGAAUGACGUGCCAGUACAGGUCUGACUUCAUGAACAUAGGUGGUUUUGACCGAAACAUCAAAGGCUGGGGCUUGGAGGAUGUGCGUCUGUACAGGAAGUACCUUCACAGUAAGCUGUUGGUGAUUCGCUCUCCAACUCGUGGCCUCUUCCACCUGUGGCACGAAAAGACCUGUGCAGAUGAGCUUCCUCCAGACAAAUACAAGAUGUGCAUGCAGACCAAAGCCAUGAGCGAAGCCUCACACGGUCAGCUGGGGGAGCUGUUCUUCAAACCAGUGAUUGAGGCUCACUUGAACUCCCAGAGGCAGAUAAACAGAGGAACAUAG